CUCGUGUCCAGUUCCUUUGUGAUAACCUGGUUUUUGUUUUGUACGAUUUUUUAAUUAACUGUAAUAAUUUCCCACAUUUUACAUUUAUAAACUAAAGAUUAUGUUCACGGGAUUGGUGUGUUUCACGCACUCCCUCUACAACCUUGAAGAUCCAUCAAACAAUGCUCAUGCCAGACUGUUUCUCGAGAAACAAAGACAUUGUGAUUUACAUCAUACUCUUCAAAACACUUGAUCCCAAGCUUCUGUCUGUCAUCCAGUGACUAUAGAUUUGGUUACAAUUAGGUUCCAUCAAAACAUUGAUAGAAAAAGUACUGUUCAAAACGUUAACUCCAGGCUCCUGUAUGAAAAAGAAUAUGCCUUACUGUGAUUGUGUUAACAGAUUUUUCGACAACUAUAGAUUUGGUUACAAUUAGGUUCCAUCAAAACAUUGAUAGACAUUUUUCUGUUCAAGGUGUUGACUCAAAGCUCGUCUGGGAAAAAAAGGAAUAUGUCAUUCAGUAAUGAUAGAUUUGACAAGGUGGCCCCAUCAAAACAUUGAUAGAGAAUAUACUGUUCAAAACGUUCACUAGAGGCUCCCAUCGAAAAAGGAAUAUGUCAUUCAGCGUCGACAAUGAGGUCACAUCAAAACAUUGUAAAAACAGUUCUGAUCUGGAAAUCGACCGGCCGCCUACACCGGAACAUUCUUUUGAAAAACCUUUUCAAUGUGGGAUGUGUUUAAAGUGUUUCUCGUGCAACAGUAAGAUAAAGCAGCAUAUGAGGAUCCACACUGGUGAACGACCAUAUCAGUGUGAGGUGUGCAGAAAGUCUUUUCGUCUGAGAGAUUACUUGAGGAAACAUAUGCUGGUCCACACCGGUGUUAAAGACUUCAGAUGUGAUGUGUGUGCCAGAUGUUUCUCUCAUCGUUUCAGCCUGCAGCUGCAUAUCUUGGUUCACACUGGAGCUAAGCCGUUUACAUGUGGAAUGUGUGCCAAGUGUUUCUUACGUAGCAACGACCUGAAGAUACACAUGUUGAAGCACACUGGUUUUAAGCCCUUUACGUGCGAUGCUUGUGGAAAAUGUUUCUCACGCAAAACCCACAUGAAGGAGCAUAUGUCAACACACACUGACGACAGGAAUUUCAAAUGUGAGGUGUGUGCAAAGAGUUUCUCUCAUAACAACACCUUGAAGAAACAUAUGUCGAUUCACGCUGAGGUGAAACCCUUUAAAUGCGAGGUGUGUGCAAAACGUUUCUCUUUAAAUUCCUAUUUAAAAAAACAUAUGGUCAUUCACACCAAUGUUAAGCCGUUCGCGUGUGAGCUGUGUGAAAAGCGAUUCUCUCAGAAGACACUCCUAACAAGACACCUUUUCGUUCACUCGGGUGUUAAACCUUUCAAGUGUGAGGUGUGUGAUAAAUGUUUUUCCCGCAGUACCCACCUGACACAGCACACGCUGGUUCAUACUGAUGUUAAACCUUUCAUUUGUGGCACGUGUGCAAAAUGUUUCUCUCAGUGUAAGCAGUUGAAACAUCACAUGUUGAUUCAUACUGGUGAGAAAGCUUUAAAAUGUUGAAAGUGCUCAGAAUAUUUUAAGACAACACGAGCUUGAAUCACCACCUGUCCAAUUAUACUAUUGUGAAACGUUUAAAAUGUUGAAAGUGCUCAGAAUGUUUUAACAGACAGAACCAGCUUCAUUCACAACCUGUCCGUUUACUCUGUUGAAAAACAUUCGAAAAGUUGAAAGUGCACAGAAUGUUUUAACAAACAACACCUGCCUGAAGCACCACGUCCAUUGAUUCUGUUGAGAAACCUUUCAAAUGUUGAAAGUGCUCAGAAUGUUUUAACAGACAACAUCUGCUUGAAGCACCACAUAUUUGUUGAAACUGUUGAGAAACAUUUAAAAUGUUGAAAAUGCACGGAAUGUUUUAACAGACGAAUCGAGCUUUGAAGCUCCACAUCCGUUGAUUCUGUUGAGAAACAUUUAAAAUGUUAAAAAGUGCACAUAAUGCUUUAACAGACAAAACCAGCUUGAAGCACCACAUAUCUUUCCAUACUUUUGAGAAACCUAUACAAUGUUGAAAGUGCACAGUAUGUUUUAACAGACAAUACCAGUUUAACGCACCACAUAUUCGUUGAAACAGUUGAGAAACCUUUAACAUGUUAAAAGUGCACAGAAUGUUUUAACAGACAACACCCGCUUGACACAUCACAAAUCAGUUCAUACAAAUGACAGUGUUAUAUGAGUCAGACUUUUGUAAUGUGAUAUAUUCAGGUUUGAAAAGUAGCAGUCGCCUGUGGCAACCUUUAUUGGCUAAGGGCGACUAAGAAUUUUACAAAGAUAGUCCGUUGGGUGACCAUCGAUUUUAGAGUCUGGCGAAUAUGGUGCCUGUUAAAAAAAGAAAUGCACUUAAACUGAAUCGUUUGUACCAAAACACAUUGCGUCUCAUCUUCAUAAAUCAAGGCUAAUAUUCGUUUCUCGUAUUCAGCCUUGAUACAUGUAGUCAAGAUUACUGAUAUCCACUACUAGCGCCCUCUAUUGGAAGAAAAUUUGUAACACCGAUUA
Molecule: messenger RNA, 2538 nt
Organism: Gigantopelta aegis
Lineage: Eukaryota; Metazoa; Mollusca; Gastropoda; Neomphalida; Peltospiridae
Product: gastrula zinc finger protein xLCGF3.1-like
Exons: 2
Coding region: 592-1548 (318 amino acids)
Biological process (GO): regulation of transcription by RNA polymerase II
Cellular component (GO): nucleus
Molecular function (GO): RNA polymerase II cis-regulatory region sequence-specific DNA binding; DNA-binding transcription factor activity, RNA polymerase II-specific
Source: RefSeq, a predicted model, not a curated record